Molecule: messenger RNA, 6400 nt
Organism: Lepidothrix coronata (blue-crowned manakin)
Lineage: Eukaryota; Metazoa; Chordata; Aves; Passeriformes; Pipridae
Gene: MUC6
Product: mucin 6, oligomeric mucus/gel-forming
Exons: 34
Coding region: 1-6165 (2054 amino acids)
Cellular component (GO): extracellular matrix
Molecular function (GO): protein binding
Source: RefSeq, a predicted model, not a curated record
AUGGAAGAGGAAUACUUUUUACCAACAGUUUUGAGCAAGGAUUCCUGUUCUACAUGGGGUGGAGGCCAUUUUUCAACCUUUGAUAAAUACCAGUAUGACUUCACUGGGACUUGCAACUAUAUCUUUGCAACUGUAUGUGAUGAAACCAGCCCAGACUUCAACAUUCAGUUCCGCCGUGGGAUGGACAAAAAAAUUGCAAGGAUCAUUAUUGAGCUUGGACCUUCUGUUGUCAUUGUUGAGAAAGGCAGCAUUUCUGUCAGGAGUGUUGGAAUUAUUAAGUUGCCUUAUACUAGCAAUGGAAUUCAAAUAGCACCUUAUGGACACAACAUCCGCCUGGUCGCCAAGCUGAUGGAGAUGGAACUAGUUGUCAUGUGGAACAAUGAUGACUAUCUCAUGGUUUUGGCUGAAAAAAAAUACAUGGGGAAAGUCUGUGGAAUGUGUGGAAAUUAUGAUGGUUAUGAAUUGAAUGAAUUUGUGCGUGAAGGUAAAUUGCUGGAUACAUACAAAUUUGCUGCAUUACAAAAAAUGGAUGAUCCAUCAGAGAUCUGCCUGUCUGAGGAGAUACCUAUUUCCACUGUUCCUCACAAAAAAUAUGCCAUGAUCUGCUCUCAGCUACUUAAUUUGGUGUCACCAACCUGCAGUGUGCCAAAGGACGGGUUUGUCAUUCGUUGCCAGCUUGAUAUGCAGGACUGCAGCGAGCCAGGACAAAACAGCUGUGCUUGCUCUACACUGUCAGAAUAUUCAAGGCAAUGUGCUAUGUCCCACCAGAUGGUGUUCAACUGGAGAACUGAAAAUUUCUGUUCUGUGGGAAAAUGUUCUGCAAACCAAAUCUAUGAGGAAUGUGGUUCUCCAUGUAUUAAAACCUGUUCCAACCCAGAGUACAGCUGUUCCAGUCACUGUACCUACGGUUGCUUUUGUCCAGAAGGAACUGUUCUUGAUGAUAUCUCCAAGAAUCGAACGUGUGUUCACAUUAGCCAGUGUCCAUGUACACUGAAUGGGAAACCAUACGCUCCUGGUGAGACAAUGACAGCAACAUGUAGGACCUGCAAAUGUAUGAUGGGUCAAUGGGACUGCAAAGAUUUGCCCUGUCCUGGAAGGUGUUCACUGGAAGGAGGCUCCUUUGUUACCACGUUUGAUUCUAGGUCGUACAGAUUCCAUGGGGUUUGCACUUACAUUCUCAUGAAGAGUGCCAGCCUGCCACACAAUGGAACCCUAAUGGCAGUGUACGAAAAGACUGGUUAUUCUCAUUCCGAAACGUCACUUAGUGCUGUAAUUUACCUGUCCACAAAGGACAAAAUUGUGAUUUCUCAGAAUGAUCUCCUCACGGAUGAUGAUGAACUUAAGCGGCUGCCUUACAGAUCAGGAGACAUUACUGUUUUCAGACAGUCCUCAAUGUACAUUCAAAUGCAUACAACCUUCGGGCUGGAACUUGUAGUUCAAACAUCACCUGUGUUCCAGGCCCAUGUGAAAGCUGGAUCACAAUUCAAAGGCAGAACACUAGGUUUGUGUGGCAAUUACAAUGGAGACACUACAGAUGACUUCAUGACUAGCAUGGAUAUCACUGAAGGGACAGCCUCCUUGUUUGUAGAUUCCUGGAGGGCGGGAAAUUGCCAUCCUGCUUUAGAGAGAGAGACUGACCCUUGUGCUUUGAGUCAACUAAACAAAAUAUCUGCUGAGACUCAUUGCUCCGUUCUUACCAAGAAGGGUACAGUGUUCGAGAAAUGCCAUGCUGUGGUCAACCCUAUUCCUUUCUACAAGAGAUGUGUCUACCAGGCCUGUAACUAUGAAGAGACCUUUCCACACAUUUGUUCUGCUCUAGGAUCAUAUGCACGAGCAUGCAGUUCAAUGGGUUUAAUCCUUGAGAACUGGAGAGGCAGUAUGGACAAUUGUACCAUUACUUGCACUGGCAAUCAAACAUUCAGCUACAACGCUCAGGCAUGUGACAGGACAUGCUUGUCACUCUCCAACCGAGCCCUGGAAUGUCAUCCAACUGAUAUUCCUGUUGAAGGCUGCCAGUGCCCUACAGGACUGUACUUAAACCACAAGAACGAGUGUGUUCGUAAAUCUCAUUGUCCCUGCUAUUUGGAAGAUAGAAAAUACAUCCUGCCUGACCAGUCAACAAUAACUGGUGGGAUCACCUGCACUUGCACAAAAGGCAAAUGGAAAUGUGUUCGGAAAUCAAGGUGUUCCUCAACUUGUAACCUUUAUGGAGAAGGCCACAUCACCACUUUUGAUGGACAGCGUUUUGUGUUUGAUGGCAACUGUGAAUACAUAUUAGCUACGGAUGGCUGCAGUAUUAAUAGACCUGUUUCCUCUUUCAAAAUUGUUACUGAGAAUGUCAUCUGUGGGAUAUCAGGAGUUACAUGCUCCAGAUCCAUCAGCAUUUACCUUGGGAAUUUGACAAUCAUACUGAGAGAUGAAACCUUCACUAUUUCUGGGGAAAAUCCUAGUGUACAAUAUCAUGUGAAAAAGAACGCCCUUCACCUGAUGUUUGAUAUCAUUAUCCCAGGAAAAUACAACAUGACCCUUAUUUGGAAUAAGCACAUGAACUUCUUCAUCAAGAUUUCCAGAGGAACAGAGGAAACUAUAUGCGGUUUGUGUGGGAACUAUAAUGGCAAUAUGAAGGAUGAUUUUGAAACUCGAAGCAAGUAUGUGGCAUCAAAUGAAUUGGAAUUUGUCAAUUCUUGGAAAGAGAAUCCUCUCUGUGGGGAUGUAUACUUUGUAGUGGAUCCCUGUAGCAAGAACCCUUAUCGUAAAGCAUGGGCAGAAAAGACAUGUUCUGUCAUCAAUGGCGAGGUUUUUUCUGCCUGUCACAAUAAGGUGAAUCGGAUGCCCUAUUAUGAGGCCUGUGUUCGAGACUCUUGUGGGUGUGACACUGGAGGGGACUGUGAAUGCAUGUGUGAUGCCAUUGCAGUCUAUGCCAUGGCAUGUUUAGAGAAAGGUAUCUGCAUUGACUGGAGGACCCCUGAGUUCUGUCCUGUCUACUGUGAGUACUACAAUUCUCACAAAAGAACAGGAGUUGACAGUGCUUAUUCCUCUGACUACAAUGAUGACAAAUGCACCUGGCAUUACAGGCCUUGUAAUUGCCCAAAUCAAAACUACAAAUAUGUCAACAUUGAAGGUUGUUACAACUGCUCUCAUGAUGAAUACUUUGACCAUGAAGAGAACAGGUGCAUGCCAUGUGGAGAAGAAAGCACUAGCACCACACUUGAAACAUCUUCACCUUCACCAGUAACAACAGUGCAGCCUAAAGUAACAGGAAGCUCUGCUGCAAGCACCCUACCAACAGUACCUAGUGCUUCUGCAACUGCUGUAUCAACUGAGAUUACAAAUCCAACAAUAACUGCAAAAACUACAGUUCCGAGAACUUCACCCAUACAACCUUUUGUCACAACGAAGUCAACAACUGAACAUACAACAUCAAUUUCUACCACACUGAACAUGACUACAACCAUCACUACUCCUUCCAUAACUACCACAACAAAGAGAACCAUGACCACUAUACCAAGGUCUACACCUACUGCCUCAUCAACCGCUGCUUCAACAGAGACAGAACAAGUACGGUUCACCUCACCAUCCUUCAAGACCACUAUCAAAAAGGAAAUGACAACCUCCUCAUUGCCUACUCAAACCCCGUCUCAGACCAUAACUUUCAGUGAGCCUAAACUAACAACAGCAGGCAGUGAGGAAACCCAAACAACCACUCUGCACCAACCAGAAGUUGUCACCCACAUAAGAACAUUGACACAGCCUGUGCAGCAUCUUGUCUCUCAGACACAGACCACCCCUGCCACGUCCACCAGCAGCACCUCUGUCCCAAGAGAGACCAGUCCUGCCACCAGCCCAGGAGUUCCACUGGCAAGGACAUCUCCAAGCCCGAUCUCUUUGCCUGCCACCUCAGCCUCAUCUGCUUCUUCCCUCUCCUCAACUGGGUCCUCGACAUGGCUGGGAACAUCACAUCCUGCCUUCACCCAUAAAAAGUCAACGGAGCCACACACUGAGCAACCUCUGACCACACAGAAGACCACAGCUGCCACCUCCAUCAGCAGCACCUCCAAGACCUCUGUCUCCACAGAGACCAGCCCACCAAGCAGCACAGAACUCCCUCUGACAACAACAUCUGCAAAUCCCAGCUCUCCACCUGCCCCCAGCAGCCCACUCAGCACCCGGCUGCCAUCUGCUCCCACUUCCACAGUUUCCUCCACAGCAGCUCCAAGCACCAGCCCCAGGCCUACACCUACAACCCUGAGGCCCAAGCCCUCUUCCCCCAUGACAACUGCUCCACAAGAGUCUCUUGCAGCAGAGUCCUCUGCACCCACCACAGCCAAAACCAGCACAGUGCCAUCUCCUGCUCCAUCUCCCUCCUCAACUGUGUCCUCAACGUUGCUGAGCUCCUCACAGCCUGCCUUCACCCAUAAAAAGUCAACCGUGCCACACAUUGAGCCAACUCUGACCACGCAGAAGACCACAGCCGCCACCUCCAUCAGCAGCACCUCCAAGACCUCUGUUUCAACAGAAACCAGCCCACCAAGCAGCACAGAACUCUCUCUGACAUCUGCAAAUCCCAGCUCUCCACCUGCCCCCAGCAGCCCACUCAGCACUCGGCUGCCAUCUGCUCCCACUUCCACAGUCUAUUCCACAGCAGCUCCAAGCACCAGCCCCAGGCCUACACCUACAACCCUGAGGCCCAAGCCCUCAUUUCCAAUGACAAGUACUCCACAAGAGUCUCCUGCAGCAGAGUCCUCUGCACCCACCACAGCCAAAACCAGCACAGUGCCAUCUCCUGCCCCUUCUCCCUCCUCAACUGUGUCUUCAACAAUGCUGAGCUCCACACAGCCUGCCUUCACCCAUAAAAAGUCAACUGUGCCACACAUUGAGCCAACUCUGACCACACAGAAGACCACAGCUGCCACCUCCAUCAGCAGCACCUCCAAGACCUCUGUCUCCACAGAGACCAGCCCACCAAGCAGCACAGAACUCCCUCUGACAACAACAUCUCCAAAUCCCAGCUCUCCACCUGCCCCCAGCAGCCCACUCAGCACCCGGCUGCCAUCUGCUCCCACUUCCACAGUCUACUCCACAGCAGCUCCAAGCACCAGCCCCAGGCCUACACCUACAACCCUGAGGCCCAAGCCCUCAUCCCCAGUGACAAGUGCUCCACAAGAGUCUCUUGCAGCAGAGUCCUCUGCACCCACCACAGCCAAAACCAGCACAGUGCCAUCUCCUGCUCCUUCUGCCACCUCAACUGUGUCCUCAACGUUGCUGAGCUCCUCACAGCCUGCCUUCACACAUAAAAUGUCAACCGUGCCACACAUUGAGCCACCUCUGACCACACAGAAGACCACGGCUACCACCUCCAUCAGCAGCACCUCCAAGACCUCUGUCUCCACAGAGACCAGCCCACCAAGCAGCACAGAACUCCCUCUGGCAACAACAUCUCCAAAUCCCAGCUCUCCACCUGCCCCCAGCAGCCCACUCAGCACCCGGCUGCCAUCUACUGCCUCGUCUACAUUCUCUUCUUUGUCUGCAACCGUCAGCACAAUGCCUACACCUACACCCCUCACUACUUCCACCUUUAGGUCUUCUGGGAGUACUCCGUAUUCUUCUUUCCAAAACACCACAUUGCCUCCAUAUGGCAAAACAUCUUCCUUAGCCGUUCCUACCAGUAUCUCUGCCAAAUCCACUCCAGUGUUGGUCCCGACUGUUUUAUCUACAACGAUGACAUUUGCUCCCCUUGUGAUCACUACUGCUUCUACAGAGUCGGCUGAAAGGAGCACCUUGCGAACAACAACAUUAACCACUGCCCGCACGACCUCAUCUCCUUCUUUCACCUCUAGACUUUCAACGUCCUUGUCCUCCAUUGUGCCAUCCACAGUUCCACAUGAUCCUUGUAGAGAAGUUGAAUAUGAAGAAAAUAUAACUUACAAAGGCUGUUCUGCAAAUGUCACUUUAAGCCGAUGCGAAGGAUCAUGUCCAUCUUCAACAAAGCUGAAUGUUGAGAACAUGAUGGUCAUCACAGCAUGUGGCUGCUGUCGGCCACUUCAGCUUCUUAAGAAGGAAUUCCAACUACCAUGCCCAGACCCAGAUGACCCUGGAAAAAGGCUCACUACAGUCAUAACUGUAUUUAGUGGCUGUGUUUGUAACUUUGACAGUUGCAUACACUAGACUUGCAAACAGGCUUCUGAGCAGCUGCCUGGACUGUCAGUGAACUUGACAGAUAAAUUAUUCCUGAUCAGGAGGGUGGGAUGCAGAGACGAAAAAAAGAAUGGGCAGCGUGAAGUUCGGGAGGGAAGACCAUGUCAGAGACUGUAUGGCCUUGUUCAGGGUGAUAAUAUUUAACCAGAGGCUAAAAACUGGCCCACGCACUGUGCAGUAACAGAAAUUUGACUUUCAAAUAAAG